AUGUCUUUAUGGGUAGACCGCUACAGGCCGAAGAGCUUGUCCCAGCUCACAUAUCACGACUCAAUCACCCAGAACUUGGCCGCGUUGUCCAAAUCGGGCGACUUUCCCCAUCUUCUCGUGUAUGGACCAAGUGGUGCUGGUAAAAAGACCAGAAUCUAUUCCACCUUGAACGAGAUCUUUGGCGCCCAGGUGGAAAAGUUGAAGAUCGACGUCAAGACGUUCACCACGUCUUCCAACCGGAAGUUGGAGUUCAACGUGCUAAGCUCCAACCACCACUUGGAAAUUACUCCCUCCGAUAUGGGCAACAACGACCGGGUGGUCAUCCAAGACCUCUUGAAAGACGUGGCGUCCACCGAGCAGGUGGACUUCCAGAACUCGCAGAAGAAGCAUCGCUUCAAGAUUGUCAUCAUCAACGAGGCCGACUCCUUGAGCAGGGACGCUCAGGCUGCAUUGAGAAGGACAAUGGAGAAGUACUCCACCAACAUCCGUUUGGUAUUGGUGUGCAACACCAUCUCCAACAUCAUAGCUCCCAUCAAGUCUAGAACGUUGUUGGUCCGGAUCCCCAGCCCAAGUGUGCACGACAUCUCGCAGGUAUUGCUCAAGGUGUCCAAGAAAGAGGGCCUCAAAUACUCUACGAACAACGAGGACGAGAUUGUCAGAUUCUUGGACAACGUGGCCCAGCACGCCAACCGCAACUUGAGAAGGGCGUUGUUGUCGUUCGAGACACUCGCCAUGCAGCAGGAGACCAUCCAGACCGGCAACAAUCUCGACAUCUUGAAUUUGGACUGGGAGAUCAUCAUCAAAAACAUGUCCAGACAAAUCAAAACCAAUAGAAAUGUGGCCACGCUUGCCAAGGUACGUGUGAUUUUCUACGAGCUUCUCGCCCACUGCAUUCCCGCCAGAACCAUCCUCAAGACUUUGUUGUUCGAGUUGUUGGGAUUGUUUGACGACACCUCCAUUAUCGAAGGCCUUGUUGAGUUGGCGUCGGUUUUUGAUGAGAGGUUGAGCUUGGGACUGAAGAGCAUUUUCCACUUGGAGGGGUUUGUGGCCAAAGCAAUGGUGGUGAUGGAGCACGGGUCGUAG
This is a messenger RNA of Suhomyces tanzawaensis NRRL Y-17324, 1083 nucleotides long. RefSeq names its product replication factor C subunit 5 (gene RFC5). The transcript has a single exon. The record is from RefSeq and is a predicted model, not a curated record. Gene Ontology annotation, cellular component: Elg1 RFC-like complex; Rad17 RFC-like complex; DNA replication factor C complex. Gene Ontology annotation, biological process: DNA repair; DNA-templated DNA replication. The coding region runs from base 1 to 1083 and encodes 360 amino acids. NCBI's taxonomy places the organism in Eukaryota, Fungi, Ascomycota, Pichiomycetes, Serinales, Debaryomycetaceae. Gene Ontology annotation, molecular function: ATP hydrolysis activity; DNA binding; DNA clamp loader activity.